Molecule: messenger RNA, 1483 nt
Organism: Tachyglossus aculeatus (Australian echidna)
Lineage: Eukaryota; Metazoa; Chordata; Mammalia; Monotremata; Tachyglossidae
Gene: CCDC78
Product: coiled-coil domain containing 78
Exons: 13
Coding region: 52-1383 (443 amino acids)
Cellular component (GO): cytoplasm
Source: RefSeq, a predicted model, not a curated record
CGGGGGGUCGGAGAGGAGGUUUCAGUUCACGCCCCAUGCACGUGUGGUCCCAUGUGGUCCCAUGUGGUCCCAUGUGGGGAGGAGGUGGGGAUCAGACGUGGCCGACCUGGGGGCCGCCCCCAGGCCCGGCCGGCGGACCCCGGCCCGGGACGGGCCUUGGAGACGGGACCAGCAGGCCCGCGGGGGCCCGACGAGGAGCGGCAGCUGAAGGUGUCCAGAGACCUGAUCAACCUCCAGCUGGAGACCAACCGCGUGAGGGAACGACACGAGGCCGAGACCUUUGAGCUCAAGUGCCAGAUCCUGGCACUGGAGACGCGGGAGCGGGCCGCCCGGCAGCGGCUCCGGGCUGCGGAGCCGACCCGUCCGCACGGCCGCCCGGAGGAGGAACACCACCGGGCCCCGGAGCCCGAGCAGCCAGGAGAAGCACAGAAGCAAGAGAAGAGUCUGCUGCGUGGCCGGGAGCUCCUCUGGGCAGAGAUGGAGAAGAUGCGAGGCCUGCCCGGUGCCCAGCGGAGGAAGCCGGAGGAGACGGCGGCUCAGAGGGAGCGGGAGCUGAGAGAGGCGCGGAGCGUGGCCGACAGUGCCCGGCAACAGCUGGCGGAGCAGUCGGCGGGGCUGCUCACCGCCCAGGGGCAGCUCAAAGAGGCGCAGGAGGAGAACUCACGUCUGCAGCUGCAGCUCAAGACCCUGAACGACGAGUAUCGAGGGCGACUCCAUCACCACCUCCAGAGCCUGGCGGCUUUCAUGGCGGGGCCCGGCGGGGACGCCGGGAAGGAGGAGCCCCCCGGGCGGGCCUUGGCGGAUGCCAUGGUGCGGGACAUCCGAGCCACCUACCGGGCCCGUGAGCGGCAGCUGGCGGAGGCCGCUCGCACCCUGGACCGGCGCCUACGGGGGCUCCAACAAAGGCACGAUGGGCUACUCAGGGCCUACAGCCUGCAGCAGGAGCAGAUCCAGGCCCUGAGCGGGUCUCCCCCGGAGCCGCGGCCCCCCGAAGCCCACCUCCCCGCCAAGGCCCCGGACCUCGGACGGACGCCGGACGACGGAGCGGCGCGGGUGCGGGCCCAGCUGCGGACACAGGAAAAGCCCGACGGCGGCCACGACCCUGCACCGGCCCUGCCGAGCCCCCUGGACGAGGCGCAGUGGACUAAGCUCCAACAGCAGCUACGCGACUUCACCCGCAACACCCAGGCACAGCUGGAGCGGGAGCGGAGCCAGCUGCUCAGCCGGGCCCUGCUCGCCGAGGAGCGCUUAGCACAGCUGCAGGACUACGUGGAGCGACACCUGGCCAGGUACCAGCAGGAGAUCGUGCGGUUGAGGGAGCGGCUGCCCCCGGGCCCGGCGAGUGGGCACGAAGGCCCAGAGCCCAGCGGGCCCAGACAGUAGCCCCAACCGUCGACGUCCGCCACCAGCCAAACCUGGCGCUGCCCUCGGGACGGACCCGCCAGCGCCAGCCCAAAUCCGUCCACGGCGUUAAGCUGGUCUC